Cherax quadricarinatus is the source of this 2704-nucleotide messenger RNA. Lineage: Eukaryota; Metazoa; Arthropoda; Malacostraca; Decapoda; Parastacidae. The record is from RefSeq and is a predicted model, not a curated record.
GUUGUUGAAGUUAUGAGGGGGGGAAUAGGUUUGAUUAGAGGCUCUUGAUCCGAGGGACUGGAGCUGCCCUCCUUUCCCCCCCCUGUUCAAACCUCAUUUCCUCCCGGUGCCGUGUGAUCCCCUGAGAGUUUAGCGCUCUCCCUCUAUAGCGACUAACAUCAACAGGUCCAGACGACCUAUUUUCGACCUUUUCUAUUUAAUAUAAUUAGUAACUUAGCUCACAGUUAGCUAAUCUCUUCAACGGUGUGCUAACAAUGGGGUUCGUACCCGGAUAAAUGGGGAUUGGCGAAUGGGGAUGCCCAUUUAAGAGGUUGGAGAUAGGUCCCUGGCAUCUAGUUACUGCCCAGUGUCGCAGUAUGACACUUAGGGGUUUAGCACUUGGUUAUGAUUAUAAUACAUCAGUGCGGGAGAUAGGUCCCUAGUUACAUCCCCGUGUGGAUGAUAGAUUCCUAGCUUCUACUUACAGUCCCAGUGUGGGUGAUAAGUUCCUAGCUUCUAGUUACAGCCCCAUGUGGGUGAUAGGUUCCUAGCUUCUAAUUACAGCCCUAUGUGGGUGAUAGGUUCCUAGCUUCUAGUUACAGCCCUAUGUGGGUGAUAGGUUCCUAGCUUCUAGUUACAGCCCUAUGUGGGUGAUAGGUUCCUAGCUUCUAGUUACAGCCCUAUGUGGGUGAUAGGUUCCUAACUUCUAGUUACAGCCCCAUGUGGGUGAUAGUUCCCUAGGCUUCUAAUUAAAGACCCAUGACCAACAAUGGCUGAUUCAGUGCUCUCUGUCUAUCCUACGAGGAUAAAGGGCACUGAAUUAUCACUCUCCACUUUUCGAACACACACUAGACCCGUCUGUAUUGUGGCAACAUUUUGCUCUGCAGGAGUUUCGUCAAGCCUGGAGAGCAAAACAUUGCCACAAUACGUCACAAUAAUCAUCCCCAUGUCCUUUUGUCGAUAAUUUACAAUUAUUACUCAACAUUUCUCUGAAUUACAACAGUGUUCUGCUGGUGACAGGAAUGACACACGUUCUACACAGAGCAGAAUGCUGGUCUUGUGAAAUCCGUUCUGCCGUGUUCUGUGAUAGCCCUGUGUGGCUCAUAAGGGUUUAGCGCCUCCUAGACACUGCCAACAAACUUAAUGUCUUCUUUUCUACAAUAGGAUCAAAACUAGAAAGCAAAAUCCCAAAAGCAAAUACACAGCCACAAGACUAACUCACUGGAGCUGGUAUAGGGUCAAGAUGCCUCCCAGAAAGCAGGUCGAUUCGUUGCAGCAUACUUGCUUUAUGGUAAUGGCCGGCACUAUCCAUCAGCUUGCUGUUGAAUUAGAAGAGUCACCUGAGACUUGCACAGUGUCUGCGAAGGAGGUGUCAGCAGUGGUUGCAUCACUGCCGUCAGUCAUCAACGAGAACAUGAUCACAAAAGUGAUUGAGACCAUUUAUCAGACAAUGAGUAGAACUCGGAGGUCUAUCGGAAUGCGGACCUGUCUCGAGGUGCUCCUUCAGCCCCACAUUCAGAGGUUGAACUUGAGUGGAUUGUUCUUCCAUAUGCGACUCUCAGGGGAGAUCAACAAAACCAUCAGAAAUGUGGUUCAGGACACGGUAGUCAACAUGAAGAAUUUAAUGGUCCUUAAUAUGGUCAGUAAAUGCAGCGACGAGAUCCUCUUCAUCGUCAGCGAAAAAUGUCCGAAUGUUGUCGAGGUGAACAUGUCUAUCUCGGACCUCGUCACCGAUAAAGGGCUUAAAGCUUUAGCCCUAGGGUGCCCCAAGCUGGAAAAGCUGGGCAUCUCAAAGUGCUGGGAAAUUACAACAGAGGGCAUUGCUUAUGCCCUGCAGUAUGGCAAGAACUUACAGAAAAUGCAGUGCGACCAGCUGGGGGCUGUCAUGAUCAGCGCGUUCAAGAAAUCCGAUGCCACGUUCAAGUUGACACAUUUUGAGCAGACUCAUACGAUUUUUGAGCCCCAAGAUGACGACAUUGCAUGGGUCGGGUGUGCCUGCCCAUGUCUAGAGUCGGCCAGCUUGUUUAUGGAUGACGAGAGUCUAGCUCUGGUCCCACAGUUGGGAGAUAUCAGAAUUUUGGAAAUUGAAACGUCGUCCGUGCUGGGGAUCGGGUUCGUCAAAGCCAUAACAAAUCUUGGGGAGUCGCUUCGGACGCUGCAGUUGAACUGCGAUGAAGUGAGUCAAGAAAAGAUCACACUGGUGGGCAAGUGCUGUCCGCUGCUGUCAACUCUGCACAUCACCACGGCGACGGUGGAGGACAAUCAACUGCUGUGCAACCCUGGUCACCUCUUCUCUCACCUCACCACGCUCUAUCUUCAAGUCUGGGAGGAGGCAGUCGUUAGUAACGAGUGCGUGGAGUUCUUCUUGAUGUGGUGCAAGAAACUGGAGUCAGUGGUGGUGAAGGCUGAGGUGGAGUUCUUGACCGACCAGUACCUGGAGCGCAUCCUCUUGGCCAAUCCCCUCACGCAGGCCAAACGCAUCAUCCUGUCUUCAGACAAACACGUGGUUCCAAAUGGUCCCAGGCGGCCCCAGGUGGGUCCAGAUGGCAACGUUAACCAGUGUCACCCCAUUUCCCAGGUGGUGGCGGAGCUGGCGGCCCAAAUACUACGUGUGGUCCAUGGACCAUGGUACACAGUGGUCCCAGGACCACACAAGCGAAACUCAGAGCUGAUUAAUUCCAUCCUGGGCCUUCCUAAGGUCAUGAACGAUGCUGGCAGAAGAUAA